AAUUACGGAUCCAGUCAGUGUUUGUAUGUGCGUGCGUGUGUGCUAAGCGUACCAGUUCUGCAGUGCAGUUGUCAUAUUCGUUCAUAGACAGCAUGGCGGUCGAGAGAAAGCUAUCGCCACGGUGUGCUUUGGACGCUAAAGGUUGUGUCAAAUUGUCAUCCAUUUUGCAGUCGUUCAAUGCAUCUAUUAGCGAAGAACAAGCAUGGGCCAUCUGCUAUCAGACUUCGAAAUGCAUGCGAAAGGAAUGGGAAAAGGAUACUAGAAAAUGCUAUUGCCUCUACGAUACGGAGGAGAUUCAGAUCCAUAAAGAUGGAUACAUUCAUCCGGCCACUAUCAGAGAAAUUAAUACAGGGCUCAGAUCAUUGGCUGAUAACGAAUAUCAGCUCGUUUCGUCCUUGGGUCUGGCAAUUUUUAAAGCAUUAGAUUACGGCUUAUCGGAAAACGAAGAAAGAAGUCUUAGCAAUCAAUUAGAGAGUUUAAUCGACGUGAUGACGUCAGCGGAUCAAGAUGACGAAGGUACGACGUCAGAUGAUGACGCUGAAUCUCAAAAUGGUGACGAAGGUAUCGAGAGAGAUGCGGAGGAAGAUGAAACGAACGACGAUUCCGAUUCUAAACAGUCGCAGGGCGUGACUUUAAUUAAAGUAAUGGAGAUAUGUGCCAAUCGUUUAGCGUGUCCUGGUCAGGCGGACGGCCAUUACAAAGCAGUGUGUCGAGCUCUGGUAGCCGAAGUGUUAGAAUUAUCUACAUUUCUAGAAAAAAUUUCAGCAGGUACUAAAGAACUGAGACAGCACGCUUUGGUUGAAACUGAUGGAGAAUCAAAUUUAGAUAACUUGAAAUUUCAAGAUUGGGCGGGUCUAUGGAUGCAAGUAAUCAGAGAAUUGCGCCAAGGUGUAAAAUUAAGAAAAGUGGAGAGAGAUCUUAAUCCUCAGCCUAUCGAAUUCGAAUUGACUCCUUACGAAAUGUUAUUAGAUGACAUACGUUCUCGUAGAUAUAAACUAAAUAAAAUUAUGGUCAAUGGUGAUAUACCUCCGAGAGUGAAGAAAGAUGCCCAUGCCUUGAUUUUAGAGUUUAUUCGAUCUCGACCACCGUUGGUUCCCGUAUCAAAAAGAAAAUUAGCUCCCGCUCCACCGAAACAGCCUACUCUAUACGAGAAACUAAUGGCUUCCAUCCGUCAACAGCAUACGCUCCGUCCUACCGGAAACAGGGAGGAAACAGUGGAAACGUCUAGAACAAAAUUAAAUGAUAACGACAUUACGCCUCAGCCUCGAAGACGUUUAAUUAAGGCUGAUUUAUCUCUCUCCUUAACACCGAGUUUUGAUGACGACGACGACGAUCCCGAUUUUCCUGUAACGCCUACAACCGAGAAAACUGCAACUACACAUCAAACAGAUAAUGUAACAACCAUUAAACCACCAAGCACAUUAUGGCAACAAAGUCACAGAUUAGAAAGAAGACAUAGCAUAUCGGUUUGUGAGUCGCCUACAAAACCUCAGCAACUAGCAUUAAUUUCAGGAAAAUUCAUUUGUAAAAGUCCACAACUUCAAAUAUCUUCGAUACCAAACAACUUUUCAGUUUGGAGUGCAUCUCAUUGGGAAAAAUCCAUCCAGUCACUUUCUUUAACUUUGGAAGAAGUGAUUCACAUAAGAAAUGUAUUAACGAAAGCAGAACUAGAAACGUUAAUGUUAAACAUGGGAAACACAUUAUACCAGGAAUUAGAAAAGGGAAAAGUAUGUUUUACGUGUAAAAAAACAAGAUUUUCAUUUUUUGGUCCUUGGGGAGUUAAAUGCAAGAUGUGUCAAAGAAUUGUCUGUGACAAAUGUUCUACUAAGAUGCGUAUUCCUACGGAUCAUUUUGCCAACAUCCCUGUAUAUAUGCUCAGCCCAACCCCCAGUCCAGUGACAGAAUUACCAGACACUAAUGCAACUGGAUAUUCUUUAAAAAAAUUAUCAGAAUCGUUUCAGCUUCCCAGUUUGUGGACAAGUAAAAGGAGCCAACAUAUUGUAACAAAAUCUAAUCAACUGGAGGGAAAUAAACUUCAUCAGUCAAUCUCCAGUCAUGCAAUUCAUGAAGCAACUGGAACUUGGCCAGCAGCAAGACGCUUUCCUUUUAAUAGAUCACGGACGAUUCAGGAAGCCGAAACGACCGUAGAAACUCCCAAGGGACCACUAACCACCGUAUGUCGAGAAUGCAAAGGAAUGGUGUGCCAUGUCAUUCUUACCAGCAGAAAAAAUGUCACUGUAUCAGAGAAACGAAAUAGGUGGUCUGAAAAAAGGGCUCUUACAGCUUGUGUUCCUUCUUGCAUGUCACCUCUGCUAGAAAGUCCACCUAAAACUCCUCAAGAGUUGACUCACUCUUAGCUAUCUUUAUUGAAAUUUCUCUUUCUAUCAAUUGCUAAAUUUAAUUUAUUUGCACCGAUACACAUUUGAUAAAAGUAUCAUAGUAAGAUAAGCAUAGUAAACAAAUUAAAAGUGAAAGUAACAUAUUCAAAUUUUGCAUAAUCGAAAUUUAUAUACUAUUUCUUUUCUAUCCCACUGAUUGAUAACUGGAAAAAAAAAUUGUAAAUAAUAUUUCCAUAAAAGAAACAUUUUACAGCAGUUAAUAACAAUGUAAAAUGCUACUAGUCAGCUGAAAAUUCUUUUGAAAAGUUUUUGUACAACUCAUUAAAAUUUUUUGUAGAAGCUGAAUUUUAAUUAUUUUUCCAUCAUAAUUGUUAUAUGUAUUUUUUAAAGAAUAAUUUAUAGUCUUUGUAUCAAUACUUCCCUGUUCUGAUCUCAGUUCUAGUCAACACAUUGAAGAAAUAUUCUCAGGUUACAGAAUUAAAAUAUUGAAAAAUAAUUACUUCAGAAAUACUGUGUAUGUAUUAUUUUGAUUGAGGGAAGUUGUCUAUCUCUGUUAUUGUUUAUUCUGAUGAAAAGGCUAUAAAAAAAAAUCAAUGUAUGAUAAAAUGUAAAUAAGAGUUUUUCAUUUUCUUGUACAUAAUCUGCAUGUGAAUUUAAAAAAAAAAAUGU
This is a messenger RNA of Centruroides sculpturatus (bark scorpion), 3008 nucleotides long. Its product is annotated as protein spire homolog 1-like. Gene Ontology annotation, cellular component: cytoplasmic vesicle membrane; cell cortex. Gene Ontology annotation, biological process: actin nucleation; Golgi vesicle transport; actin filament network formation. The transcript has 13 exons. Lineage: Eukaryota; Metazoa; Arthropoda; Arachnida; Scorpiones; Buthidae. The coding region runs from base 93 to 2357 and encodes 754 amino acids. The record is from RefSeq and is a predicted model, not a curated record. Gene Ontology annotation, molecular function: actin binding.